CCACUAUAAAUAAAAAUCCAAAUAAAAUAAAACACCAAGUAGCUGAAGGCGGAGAAAUAAAAGUUUGAUACCUUUAUUUAAAAUUGAAAUUUGAAAAACUCUAUCCCCAAAUCCAACCUCUUAGGUUUUUGUGGUUGCAAACUCUCUCAAAUUUUCCACAGAACCCUCCAAUUCCUCAUCGUCAAUCUCUCGUUAUUCUUCUCACCAGAAUCCGGGUACAGUUCAAAUCUCUCAAGGGAAGUGUUGGUGUGCAAAAGGAAUGUGCUUUUUCACUUUCAAAUUCUUCUCUGAAUUAAGACUAUUUUGUAUACGAGCUUAAUUGAUUAAGAUGCUAUGUGGUAAUCUUUCAAAGGUGAAUGCUUCAAUUAACUGUCGCAUUCAUCAAAUAAUAAGGAAACAACAUAGAGUACCAAUAACAAGGUUGAAUAAUCCUGUUUUGUCUCUUUCUCCGUUGAGUACGUCUGCUUUUUUAUCCAAUUCAAGUAAUUGCUAUUCAAGCAAUAAAGUUGGUAGAAAAUCAAUGGCUUCUUCAUCUUCCAAUGCUAUGUUUGGAGAUGUUUAUGUUGAUGAUUUAAUCUCAAGUUAUAGUGGCGUUCAAGAUUUCACAAAGCAUGCUGGUGUGUCAUUCAAAGACAGAACUAAUAAAGGGUUCAUGAAGGCUGGUGUGAGUUUGAGAAGACCACAACAACUUUUGUAUGGUCCUUUGAAUUUUGGGCGUUCGACUUUUGAUGCUAGUUGGAGGAUCCAGAAUGCGGGUUUGCUUCAUGGGUUGUGGUCGAAGAAUUUAUCCACAUCUUCUGCUUGCUGCUUAGCUGGGACUGCACAUGAUCUCUCAUACGAGAGCAGCCCUCCUGAUGAACUGGAAGAUUCCUCCACUUUGCCUAACUUAACUACUCUCGACCGCAAGCCCUUGAAAAUGUUAUCAGGAUCAUCUUACCUACCACAUCCAGAUAAGGAGGCGACAGGGGGAGAGGAUGCUCAUUUUAUUUGCACGGAUGAACAAGCAAUUGGUGUUGCAGAUGGUGUAGGUGGCUGGGCAGAUGUUGGCAUUAAUGCAGGACUGUAUGCCCAGGAACUCGUAUCCAAUUCAGUAAAAGCAAUUCAAGAGGAGCCCAAAGGUUCUUUUAAUCCAGUAAGGGUGUUAGAAAAGGCUCACUCAAAUACAAAGGCUAAGGGUUCUUCAACCGCUUGUAUCAUUGCUCUUACUGAUGAGGCACUAAAUGCUAUUAAUUUGGGUGACAGUGGAUUCAUUGUGAUUAGAGGUGGAAGCAUUGUUUUCAAGUCCCCAGUUAAACAACACGGCUUCAACUUCCCAUAUCAAUUGGAGAGUGGUAAUGCAGGUGAUAAUCCAAGCUCUGCCGAGGUUUUUACAGUACCCGUUGCAUCAGGAGAUGUCAUUGUUGCUGGAACAGAUGGCUUAUUUGACAACUUGUACAACAAUGAUAUCAUUGCAGUGGUUGUAAGUGCAAUUAGAGCUAAAUUAGAACCACAGGUAACUGCGCAGAAGAUAGCAGCAUUGGCUCGUCAGCAAGCACUGGACAAGAAAAGGCAGUCGCCGUUUGCAGCUGCAGCUCAAGAAGCUGGAUACCGGUUUUAUGGCGGCAAACUUGAUGACAUAACAGUUGUUGUGUCUUACAUAUCCAACUCAGUCAGUGAGUGAUGUUUUUGCCAAUUUCAUUUUUGCCUCAUUUUGUGUAUAUUUAGCUGCUAUAUGGCUAAGCCGCUUCCUUUGCAUUUUUUAUUUUUUAUUUUACUUUGAAUUUUAAUUCAUUCUUACUUGUUCUAGUACUUAGUUAUCUCAAACAUUAGUGUCAAGCUACACUUAAAGAAUACAGUACUUUUUUUUCUUUACAAAAGGUUAGUAUGGCUUCCUUAUUUGCAUUA
This is a messenger RNA of Trifolium pratense (red clover), 1884 nucleotides long. Its product is annotated as probable protein phosphatase 2C 80. The transcript is spliced from 5 exons. Bases 329 to 1660 code for a protein of 443 amino acids. NCBI's taxonomy places the organism in Eukaryota, Viridiplantae, Streptophyta, Magnoliopsida, Fabales, Fabaceae. The record is from RefSeq and is a predicted model, not a curated record.